CCCAGACUCAAAUCAUUCAUGCUCGCGUACUCCUCCUCAACGCUCCUCACUCCUCAGUAACCUCUGCGUUCCAUCUGUGAAAGAAAGUCGACCGGAGCGCCGCCUGGGAAAAAAAACUUGGUUCGCGGUUUCUGAAUGUUGACUGCAUUGCGGUCAUCGAGUUCAUCAUCUCUCCUCCGCCAGUCAUGGCGUUUAGGUUUUCCAGUUUCCCGCCGCGGUCUUUGUUCUUCGUCAAUCGUCUCGGAAAGCAACGAUGGAGGCGAUAGGAGAAGCUUGCUGGAGCUCGGCGAAGUGGAGAAAAUCCUCAACGACGUGAGAGCCGACGACGUGAAGGUGAUACCGGUAGGAAAACGCUGCGAUUGGGUUGAUUACAUGGUGGUCGCCACGGGGAGGUCGACCUGGCACGUCAAGAACAUCGCUGAAGCUCUCGUUUACAAGGUGAAGCAGAAACAGAAGGGAGUUGAGAGGAUGAUGCUUCCAAGCGUGGAAGGGCAAGAAGAAGGGAAGUGGAUCGUCGUUGAUUCGGGUAGGGUGAUAGUUCAUGCCCUAGAUGAGAAUGCUAGAGCUUACUACAAGUUGGAGAACCUCUGGAAUUCAGACCCAUCGCAGAAGGAGCCAUCUCAGGAUCUAGCAAAGGCUUUUGUGAAGAUAAGACCGAAGAAUAAUUCCAAGAAGAGGGUGCAGAGUACUUGAAUCUGGGGUUCCGUCUUCCCAUAGUUGCUUCUUUCGUGCCAGAAAUGAACCGAGAAAGUCUCUGGUUUGUAAAACUGGAGAUCCUUGGAGAAUUCGAUUUUGUCCUGUUCUAACACAUUCCAGUAGCUGUUGUGGUCUAAUGUAAUUUAGCCCUUAGAUUGCUUUGAAUGACUUUCUCAUAAUCCGCUUUGCGCGCGUAUUCGGCAGUGCCAG
Molecule: messenger RNA, 906 nt
Organism: Linum trigynum
Lineage: Eukaryota; Viridiplantae; Streptophyta; Magnoliopsida; Malpighiales; Linaceae
Source: the annotation of a GenBank genome assembly